Durotheca rogersii is the source of this 2487-nucleotide messenger RNA. RefSeq names its product aspartyl-tRNA synthetase. The coding region runs from base 184 to 1917 and encodes 577 amino acids. The record is from RefSeq and is a predicted model, not a curated record. Gene Ontology annotation, cellular component: cytosol; cytoplasm; aminoacyl-tRNA synthetase multienzyme complex. Gene Ontology annotation, molecular function: aspartate-tRNA ligase activity; ATP binding; RNA binding. Gene Ontology annotation, biological process: aspartyl-tRNA aminoacylation. The transcript has 2 exons. Lineage: Eukaryota; Fungi; Ascomycota; Sordariomycetes; Xylariales; Xylariaceae.
GUUCGACAGCAUUUGACCCGGCCGCAAGAGUCACCACCAUCAACAGCAUCAACCGUCGAUCGUACGUUGCCCGUCCCGCCGGAUCCCAUUAAAAGGGCCUCCUCCGUCCAUUGCGUUCUGUGCAUUCUCCUUCCCGUCCGAGCAAGACCCCAUAACCCACUCGCCUACACUUUACACGACACCAUGUCCGAGCUCCCCAUUGACCCGGCUACCCAAGCCUCUUCGGGUACUGCCACGCCGGUUGAGGGUGAAGCCGCUGCCCAGUCCAAGAAGGGCGCGAAGAAGGCCGAAGCUAAGGCCAAGAAAGAGGCUGAGAAGGCUCGCAAGGCUGCCGAGCGCGAAGCUGCUGCUGCUGCGAAAAGUGCUGACGGCGGGAACGAGGAUCUCGCCAAGGAUAACUACGGAGACAUCACCUCCACCACCAGAAUCGCUGCCGACAAGGUUCAGCUCAAGAAAUUCAGUGACGAGCAUGUCGGCAAGACCGUGAAGUUGCGCGCCUGGAUCCAGAAUGCCCGCAUGCAGGGCGCCAAGAUGGCCUUCGUCGAGCUGCGAGAAGUGCGCAAUUGGUCUAUCCAGGGCGUUAUCGCGGCGAGCGCCGAAGGCACUCCCGUGAGCAAGCAGAUGGUCAAAUGGGUCGGUGCUCUGAGGCUGGAGAGCUACGUUCUCGUGGAGGCCACCGUUCGGAAGCCCCUCGAGCCCGUUAAGAGCUGCCGCGUGAGCGAUUACGAGCUACACCUGACGAAAUGCUACCUGAUCUCCUCCGGACCCGAGGUUCUUCCUCUCGGUCUCAACGCUGCGAACCGCGCGAUCGCGAGCUUUGAGGAUGAAGACCCGUCCCAGCCUGCGGCACCGACUGAGGCCGUCGAGAGCCUCAGCAUCACCGAAUCUGGUGUUGCCCCGUCGGCGAGCUUGUCUACGCACUUAAACAAUCCGGCUAUGCAUAAGCGAGCCCCUGUUCAGCAAGCCAUUGCCGAUAUACGCAUGACGGUCCGCAAGCUCUUCAGCGAAUAUCUCGAUUGGAGAGGCUUCGUCCAGUUCGAGGCCCCUUGCCUCAUUGGCGCCGCUUCCGAGGGUGGUUCCAACGUGUUCUCGCUGCCAUACUUCGAGAAGCAGGCUUACCUUGCUCAGUCGCCCCAGUUCUACAAGCAGUUCGAGAUUGCUGGUGGCCGAAAACGCGUCUACUGCAUUGGACCUGUUUUUAGAGCCGAGAACUCUAAUACCCCGCGACACAUGACUGAGUUUACCGGUCUUGAUCUCGAAAUGGAAAUCGAAGAUCACUACCACGAAGUCCUCGAGAUGAUCGAGUGCGUCAUGCUGCACAUAUUUCGGGGCCUAAAGGAGCGGUGCCACGAGGAGAUCGAGCUCGUCCGCGCCAUCUACCCGGCCGAGGAGUUCCUGGUACCCGAGCCGGGUAAGGAGGUGCGGCUCACGUUCGCAGAGGGCCAGAAGCUGCUGCGCGAGGAAGGGCCCGAGGAGUACCGCAACGUGUCAGACGACGAAGACAUGAGCACGCCGCAGGAGAAGGCACUGGGUGCGCUGGUGCGCAAGAAGUUCGGCACCGAUUUCUACGUGCUCGACAAGUUCCCCGAGAGCGCACGGCCUUUCUACACACUUGAGGACCCGGCGAACCCUAAGGUGACGAACGCGUACGAUUUCUUCAUGCGCGGCCAGGAGAUCCUGUCCGGAGGACAGCGUAUCCACGUGCCCGAGCUCCUCGAGGCGCGCCUGCGCAAGAAGGGCAUCGACCCGACGAGUCCCGGCAUUCGUGACUAUGUCGACGUGUUCCGCUCUGCCGGCGUCCCGCCCCACGGCGGCGGCGGCAUCGGCCUCGACCGUGUUGUCGCCUGGUACCUCAACCUGCCAAGCGUGCACCUCGCUAGCUACUACCCACGCACCCCGAAGAGGCUGACGCCUUAAUGAGAACUGUGAGGACUCUAAGAGGCCAUAAUCGAGAGAGAGACAGGGAGGAGGACAAAGUAGGAUAGGGCAGAGAAGGGUGUAGAAGAGGGGGCGUGGAAGAGAAUAGGAGAGGAACCGCGACGACUUUAACGAGAUAGCCGGGGGGAAGGAGGUCUCUGAGAUUAGAGAAGUAGUAGGCACAUAGUGACGAGGAUUAACGUGAUACCGAGGACGAGGGCCAAGGAAGGAGAAGAUAAACCCAAAAAUAAAAAAGAAUACAAGCAAAAUACGCGCUAUAGGAGCCGAGAAUUAAAUGUAUGAGUUGCGUGCUGCCUGUAGGGAGGGGGGAGGGUCUAGUCCAACACACGAGAUUGGUAGGGAAGGAAGAAAGAGAAGAAGAGAGCAUAUAGCCGACAGUCAUCGCCUGGGGCGUGGAUUAGGAGAACAUGGAAAUGAUAGAGCGAUAAAAUAGGCAGUAGGAGUAGGGCAGGGGGCAAGGGGUAGGAGGUGGCCAUGUAUAUAUCCACCACCCGCCGUGCGCCGGCGACGUCGCGUAUCUUGCGUAAAAUUAAUCUCUAUUAAUGGUAG